CAUCAUUCUCUUCUCAUGAUAUCCGGAUUGUUUAUGACCUUUAUGACACCCCGCAACGAUCGAAUACAUCAUAACCUCAAAAUAUUCAUCAGAUGGUGAUCUGCUUGACUACAGCAUAAGCCCUAAUUAUAGACUGACCUAAACUCGUAAAAAAAAUUUCCAACCAACCGUCGGAACAGCUGCUUGAAAUAGCAUCGAAUGUUCAGGCUGUUAUACAACAACCUCUUGUUCUGUACAUAGAUAAUUACAAAUGAAGAAUCGCUGGUUUAAGGAAUGAUCUUACUCUGCCAAUCAGAAAACAAAGAUAACAAUACAAUGUAGUAAUAACGAGAAGUUCCCAAAGUGCAUUUGCUACUGAAGUAAUAGAAAUCAGCAAAAAGGUGAUAAGUUUGAAAAAAAUCCCCGAAAAAUCUACACCUUCUCGAGUCAGUAUGGCUGUUUUACACAGAGCAUUGUUCACGUGGUUCAAUCUAUUGAUAUUCCUAAUACUCCUGGUGUUGAGACUGGAUCUUAGAAUACAAUGGAAUUGGUUCAUAGUUUUCAUACCAAUGUGGCUAUACGACAAUAUUCUAUUAAUCUAUAUAAUAUUUCGCAUGAUAUCGCACUGCAAGAACGGACAUGAUCACGUCAGCAGUCUACGUCGUAAAGCAUGGUACAUGACUGCUGUUCUGACUAAGCUGUGUGGCCAAGUUCUUCUCUGCCUUAAAUUGGAAGUAGUUCAAUCGGAUUUGCCGGCCAAAGCUGUACUCGCCCCCUUGUGGCUUUUACUCCCAGCACUAGGGUGCGAUGUCUUUGUCCAUCUCAUUCAACACUCUCGAUACUAACUGACCAAUAAUGUACAUUAUCACACAACCAAAGAUCCACAGUAAACAAAUUCACCUCUCCCUGGUUUUUGGUUGUAAAUAAAACAUUAUGUCAUUAUUUCUACAUAUAUGUUACGAGUAAAUUAUUUUUCACCUAA
This is a messenger RNA of Diprion similis, 961 nucleotides long. RefSeq names its product transmembrane protein 60. The record is from RefSeq and is a predicted model, not a curated record. Bases 432 to 824 code for a protein of 130 amino acids. The transcript is spliced from 2 exons. NCBI's taxonomy places the organism in Eukaryota, Metazoa, Arthropoda, Insecta, Hymenoptera, Diprionidae.